This is a messenger RNA of Danio aesculapii, 1769 nucleotides long. RefSeq names its product adrenoceptor alpha 1Ab (gene adra1ab). Lineage: Eukaryota; Metazoa; Chordata; Actinopteri; Cypriniformes; Danionidae. Gene Ontology annotation, molecular function: alpha1-adrenergic receptor activity. Gene Ontology annotation, biological process: cell-cell signaling; adenylate cyclase-activating adrenergic receptor signaling pathway; positive regulation of cytosolic calcium ion concentration. Gene Ontology annotation, cellular component: membrane. Bases 281 to 1558 code for a protein of 425 amino acids. The transcript has 3 exons. The record is from RefSeq and is a predicted model, not a curated record.
CUCCUCUUCUGCCUCGUGUUUUUGCUUUUCUUAAAUGUCACGAGCGAGUGGGAAUAAAACUCUCAUCUCAAUAGACGUUCCUCUUGCGGUGACGGUCACAUGCUUCAAGAUCACAAAAACUAUGAUGGCUGAUAUCCCUGAAAGAUCCCUGAAAAGAUUAAAUUUCACUUGAGGUUCUCAAGUCUGCCUGCCCAGGCUACUGAACCACAAACACACUGAAAGGCAUGGAGGAUUAUCAUCAACCCCAUUUUAAUCAGACUUGCAUGUAGAGACUCAAAUCAUGACCAGCAUGCUCCCAGAAGAAGAUUACAUCAAUUCAACAUUCUUUCCUGAAAACUGUCCCAACUGCUCUGCCAUACCUGAAUUGGAGAUCAACAUCACCAAGACUCUGGUUUUGGGUCUAGUUCUGGUGCUUUUUUUAAUAUUCGGAGUGAUGGGUAACAUCCUGGUUAUCCUCUCAGUGGCAUGCCAUCGCAACCUUCGAUCCGUGACUCAUUAUUUUAUCGGAAAUCUGGCAAUCGCAGACCUGCUUCUGAGCUCUGUGGUUCUUCCAUUCUCUGCUAUAUCUGAAGCCUUGGGUCGCUGGGUGUUUGGUCGUCAUUUAUGUAAUGCCUGGACCGCUCUUGAUGUGUUGUGCUGCACGGCAUCCAUCCUCAGCCUAUGCGUGAUCUCUGUGGAUCGAUGCAUGGCCGUCAGUUACCCAUUCCAAUACUCUUCCUUUGCUACGGGUCGAAGGGCAAUGGCGGCAGUGGCAGCUCUCUGGGCCCUUUCAGCUGCUAUCUCCGUCGGGCCGCUAUUUGGAUGGAGGGAACCAAUGCCAGAGGACGAGUCGGUGUGCAGAGUUAAUGAAGAUCCAGGAUACGCCAUCUUCUCUGCCGCAUGCUCCUUCUAUGUGCCGUUGGCAGUGAUUCUGGCAAUGUACUGUAGGGUGUAUGUGGUGGCCAGACACAAGACUCGUGCAAUAAGUAAGAGCAGGCAGACGAAUGGGUUAACUGAGCAGGGAGUGACUCUACGGAUCCACUGUGGAAAAUCCCAGAAUGACACCAGGAAGGAGGACGCAAUGCGCUUGAAGAGCUCACACUUUGCCUUUAUGCGUCUGCUAAAGUUCUCAAGGGAGAAGAAGGCGGCCAAGACUCUUGGGAUUGUGGUGGGAUGUUUCGUGCUUUGCUGGCUGCCCUUUUUUCUUGUGCUGCCUAUUAGCUCCAUCUUCCCAUCCCACAGACCCCCGGAUGCUGUUUUUAAAAUCACAUUCUGGCUUGGCUACUUCAACAGCUGCCUGAACCCCAUCAUCUACCCAUGCUUCAGCCAGGAGUUCAAGAAAGCCUUCCAGAACGUUCUGCAUGGACGCUGCCUGAGCCGAACACACCAGACUUGGAGCCCUCCGGCCCCUGCGACUCAAAAUAUGCCCAAAUCUCCACAGGGUUUAUCAUCUGGAUUUGAUCAUGCAUCACUGAGUGCUGUAAUGCUGAAUGAAAACUCAUAUGAUGGACCUGAAACAUCUCUGAGUCUCAAAGUUCACCAGCUUUCCUUAUGCGAGAUGGAUGGUGAGCCUGUGUGAAAUGAUUUUUGACUAGUUGUGAAUCUUAAAUCGUCGAAAUAUGAGAAAAAGCAAGGAUCUCGAUGGAUCUGGUGUACAGGAGCGCCACCUUGUGGGUAUCUUGAAUGCGGCUCUGCAGUUUUUUGAGGUUUCUCCUAAAUAUUUCUGUUUUAAGAUAUUUAAACUGAUUUUUUUACAAGAAUAAAUACAUUAAAUGGCCAAAUGUACUGUA